CCAGCCUUUCAAACUUGGCGUGUAGAUUCGAAAGGCACUGGCGCGGAUAAGAAGCAACCAGAAUCCCAAAUACGACCCCUUGCGCCAAACACAAAACUGCGCAUAUUGCAUUUGGGAAUGUCCGCUGUCAACUUGGUACUCGGAUCUUUUUCGGUUGCUUGUCUAGUCCGUGAGGGUCUUCGCUGAUCGGAUCCUGGUGCCGUCUUCGACGUAGAGACCGUCGGGAUACCUGAUCCCUUCUGUCACCUUGGAACAGAUCCAUCCAUGCAACCUUUGAGUCAGAGGUCCGACGUCCUCCAGAACACCCUCGGCAAACGCCGGGGAAUUACCGACCUGGCUCAAUUUGCUCUCGAUCUCAACUGGGUCAGGGCAGACUCUAAGAGCACUGCUCGCUCGGAGAGCUAUCCUUCUCCGCCCAUGUCAGGGUCCCCACCACUUCCCCCGAAAGCAAGCCAAGAGGCCGCCGAAAGACGUCAGGGCGUAUACCAGGCGACGACUCGAGAUGGCUAUCGAGGGAUUGCAGUCACCCACGGAGAUGAAGGACUUCAGUUGAGGGCCUUGGCUCAUACACGCCCAUUUCUCCCAAAUCCGCCAGAACGCAUGUCGUACGAGUAUCAGCGCGCAGAGUCAUCGAUGACAAGACCGCAUCCCUACGAUGCACCGCAUGGUACAGCAACCCUUCAGCCUUCUUUCCCGCCGAUUGCUGGGUCAGGAAGUGUAGGAGGUCCUUUGCCUGGUCCACCGCCCCAUUCCACGGCUCUGUAUCAUCCAGGGCAUGAUUCUCACCCGCAGACGUCACCCAAGCCCCAAAGGAAGACCAAAGGCCAUGUGGCAUCUGCAUGCGUGCCUUGUAAAAGAGCCCACCUAAGAUGCGAUGCACGGCGUCCAUGUUCGAGGUGCUCCAGUAGCGGCAAAGACGACGCAUGCAUCGACGUUCAACACAAGAAACGUGGCCGUCCACGGUUGCGGGAUGAUAGGGCGGAUAUAAAAUACGACAGUACGAGGUUUGGCGUUCCAUCGGAUGGGAUGAGAAGGCCGCUGUCAUCUCAAUAUCAUUCUGGUUCUUCGUCAAUCCUUACGUUCGACGACACCCUUCGCCGAACACAGUCAUACCGCGUCCUCAAAUCACAGCCGCCCGACUCCGCAAUGUCGAGAUUUGCCGAAAGAGGCUCAGCCCAUGAUUCGAACGUUUUCCUCGCGCCCUUGACUAUGCCAACAAGACCUCCAGAGCCAGUGGCCUAUUUAACAGUCGAUCUUCAAAUUGGAAAGGCAUCGAAGACAUUCCUGGAUGCGAUCGGCAGAGUGUCUGUUCAUGGCCUGAGACUCGCUGAUUUGGUUGUGGGGCAUGAUCGAGAGAAGGUAGCGUCUAUCCAGCGACAGAUGGUGGACCAACAAAGGAGAAACGAACCAAACUAUCUUCCACCUAUUUUCGGAAAAGCAGAGGAAGAAAGGGUCAUGGAUAUGUUGAGCUUCUCCCCGGAGGAAAUCUCAAAAUACCCACUGGAUAGACAAGAUAUCCUCACCUUCCUGGGACAAGAUGGACUACCGCGGCAGCUGUCACUUCGGACUGCGUUGUCCAAGCGAGACUCCAUAUACUAUGUCGUUCUGCUGCUAAUGAGCCCUGUGCGACCGUUUAAUUAUUCCGAGUCCUCACCUAGUAUCAGAGAGACGACUCAGUCAUACCAGCCAUACACGCAAGGGCCGCCCGUCACGACAGAUUUUGGUCCCCGGCAUUCACGACCUGCCGAUAGCGGAUAUGGAGAGGGGGCACAUGUACCAGCCGCCCCACCGCCACCACGAAGUAUGACGGGAUUUGGGGCGAACAUGCCGUCGGCAUAUAUCUCGUCGCCAAGUAGAACGGAAUAUGCCAGUGUGAUGCCGCCGUUCCAAAUCCCAAGGAGCGAGCUGAUAUCGCCAAGCCGACCUGACCCGUUGCCAGCGUUUCAACUACCGCCGAUACGCAACCACCAACCGCAUGCUAUUCAACCGCAGGAGGUGCAAUACCGAAGCCGGGAGGAACGUUCGCGAGUCGAUAUUGGCGGUUUGCUUGAUCAUCCCAACCCAGCUGAGCACGCCCGCCAAUAGACGAUAUGUCAGCUACGUCCUCAUUGAUGAGAACAGAGCUGGGCUGCGAUAGGUGAAGGGUUUCAUGAUGACGUCCUUUUAUAUUAGGGAGAGCCCUUGAUCGGUCGUGUUUCAGAGGUGUUUUUAUUUUUGGAAUAUUUUUUUUGUUAC
Molecule: messenger RNA, 2235 nt
Organism: Neurospora tetraspora
Lineage: Eukaryota; Fungi; Ascomycota; Sordariomycetes; Sordariales; Sordariaceae
Exons: 3
Coding region: 265-2085 (606 amino acids)
Biological process (GO): regulation of DNA-templated transcription
Molecular function (GO): DNA-binding transcription factor activity, RNA polymerase II-specific; zinc ion binding
Source: RefSeq, a predicted model, not a curated record